This is a messenger RNA of Fusarium odoratissimum NRRL 54006, 3069 nucleotides long. RefSeq lists its product as uncharacterized. The record is from RefSeq and is a predicted model, not a curated record. Gene Ontology annotation, molecular function: DNA-binding transcription factor activity, RNA polymerase II-specific; protein dimerization activity; RNA polymerase II cis-regulatory region sequence-specific DNA binding. NCBI's taxonomy places the organism in Eukaryota, Fungi, Ascomycota, Sordariomycetes, Hypocreales, Nectriaceae. The coding region runs from base 893 to 2251 and encodes 452 amino acids. Gene Ontology annotation, biological process: regulation of transcription by RNA polymerase II. The transcript has 2 exons.
CACCACCACCUCCACGAUCCCGUCCAAUCCAUCCCAACCCUCCCAUCCUUUUCCUGGCCCGUUACCAUUUGACUUCUAUAAGGUAAAAUUCCUAAACCUUUCCCGGCCAGAAGCAUAGCGGCCAUCCUAUGAAGAAGCAGGAGAAGUCGGGCUCUAGUUGCUCCUUCUUUGUCUUCAUCUAGGUCGCGGGUGUGAUGUGACGCAGCGAAUGCACGUUUUAGCACAUGCACUCUCCGUCCAGACUAAAUCCCUUCUUGUGUUGAUCCCCUGUCGCUCUUAUUCUUCUUCUUUCUCUUUCAUGGCUUAAGCAGGCAGCUCUGCAACUCUACUAUCAACGACUUUUCUCCAACUUCCAUUCACAACUGUUUGCUUCCAGCGACAAAACUCGACUAUCAGCAUAUUUCCUUGUCUUCUAUUUAAGAAGCACAUGCAACAGCAACGUACAUGCCACACAUACAAUCGCAGAGUCCAUAAUACAUUCACGAACUAUUCACCAGCAUAGUCGUAUCGAUCUGUUCCUCCUCGUGCUCUCGCGACCCAGCGACUACCUCCUAAACUCCAGCCAGAUACAACAGUCACUUCUUUGCGCUUCGUGUGGAGCGAAUCGAUAUUUGUCCAGGCAUAUACUCAUUUGCCAUCGACUUGGCGGGUUUGAACUGUCAUGUGCUAGACAGACAGAACAUAGCUCGAUAUUGUCCUGGUCUAUGUACGCUUAAUGCCGAACGAAAAGGCACACCGUUCUGGAAACAUUACCAUUUACACCAUCGAGUCGAGAUACACCCGUCAAAUACUUUCAAUCCUUCAAAUCACAAAAAGUUAUACAUCUACUGUGGCUCAUUUGUAGCACAGUGCGCUUGCUCUACAGAAAACCCAUAUUACAAAAGACGCAUCCAUGCUCGCCGUACAGCACGCUCCGAGGAUGGGUUCGUCGCAGCCGCCCUCAGACCCUUUUAUGCCUUUUGGCUAUUCAUUCGACCCUAAUCAAGAUCCUCCGAUCAACGAUCCGCCAGAGCCUGCACCUGGAGCUCCUCUCUUGACAGAUACCGACAACAGGCUUCUAACAUCCUUCUUCGAUGAUAUCAAUGCCGACCAUUACAAUAUGCCCUCCUUCGGUGAAGGGCUCAAUUUCAGCGAUACUUGGCUUGAUCUUCCUCCGCAAUUCAUGGGAUCCAGUACUUCAUUUGGUCAGCAGCCAGGAUCAUCACUUGGCGAGCCACCGGCUCAAGGACUCUCCCAUAGUCUUAACGAGUUCCAUGGCAUGGCAUCAAUGGGAUCCCAUAUGAUGCCCCCGCCACCACCUCCUCCUUCCCAUUUACAACAUCAAACUGAGCAUCGACACACUCCCGACGAUGUGCUGAACGCGGCGGCUACUCUGCUUCAAAACGGCCCAAACCAGCGUCAGAACUCCAACGGAAUUGAUACUUCGGUACAGAGGCACCCAAUAGGACCUCCAGUAGGUCACCUACGACAUCAACCUAUAGAAGAAUUCCGGGAAGACCAUCGACGCAGCGUUGCAGCAAGCGAGCAAGAGCAUUACCCGGACUGGAUGAUGGGACCCCAUGACAAGCGCCAGCAUCGAGCACCGCCUGCCGAAUAUCAGUGGGGUUCUGAUGCCAACUUCAACCGCAUUCAAGGCUAUACUCCCAACUCGGAGAAAGAAACCGCCGAGUCCUUGACGAAAGAACAACUCAAAGUUCUGGAAUGUUUUGAGCCCAGUAAAAGCGCCGAUAACACGCGACCCAGCAGCCCACUUCAUGCCAAGGGACCGCUCCCACAUAGCAGAUUGACUGAGCUCACGAAAGUGCAAGAAGCUGAUACGCCCCCGCGUAAAAGGCGGAAGAGCAGAAAUAAUAAGGAUACUCCAGAUGAAGAGGCGCAGGAAGAGACAAUCACGCCUAAGCCUGUGCGGAGGCGGAAACCUAAAGCGGAACGUGCUGGUUCCAUCACUUCGGCUGUUGCAGAUGACGUUGCUGGGGGAAAACGUCGCAAGUCGGCAGCAAACAAUAGCAAAGUGUCGAGAGAGAACCUUUCAGAAGAACAGAAGCGCGAGAACCACAUAAAGAGUGAGCAAAAACGGCGCACUCUGAUUAAAGAAGGCUUUGACGACUUGUGUGAUCUUGUUCCUGGCCUUCGUGGAGGCGGUUUCAGUAAAAGUACUAUGCUUGCGAUGGCAGCGGAAUGGCUGGAGGAUCUACUGAAAGGGAAUGAGGCACUGGCCGCCCAACUUGCUGCUUUAGAAGGGCGCACCUGAGCCCCCUUUCUCAAUCGAGUACGAUACGUGCCAUGUAUCGGUGUAUAGACGUGCGAUUUGGUCGGUGUUUGUUUUUCUAUUAGGGCAAAAGGGAUUGGAUGACCAUCCCCCGGUGCGUAUAGGAGUUCAUGGGAGGAAAAUACACACUCUCUACGGACAGAGAGAUGGUUUCAAGGAGCUGGAUGUCACAGCUUACUGGCGUGGUCGAAUACCCAAUAGGAGUAGCAAGAGGUGGUAAUAACGAUGUACGAACGAGGAUGUAGAGAAACUGGCCCCUACGUCAUGAGCCGAUGAGACGAUGCGGCUGGAGAAGGUAGAUUACACGAGAAACACGAGAAUGAAAUAAGGAAAUCACAUCAGUCUAGUGAGAUAAGGUAAUCGCUUGUUGAGUGACAUUGCCCAACAUGAUGACCUAGGCCUACCCCGUGUCGUACCAGGGAAUUGGUGAUUAUGGAAACAAGGGGUUCAAGGAUUAAGCGGAUAGAGUAUUGAAUAGGGUUGAAGACCUGAAGCGAGUCAAGGCGGCCUUAUUAUUGGCAAGCAGAAACUUCGCAGUAUUCCAUCACUCUUAUUCAACCUCUUACUGCAGGCUGUUAAUGUCGUCUAAGCUCUGCGAGGAAGGCGGUGGCCUCGAUAUUGGUUCACAAGUUGAGGAGGGAUUGUUUGAUCUCUGGAGAAUUAUGAAAGAUUUCAAUCAGAUGAAACCCUGAGAAUGAUUGGCUGUAAUUGGUAGCUGGGGAGUUGCAUACGGCUGCAGGAAGCUGAGCGCAAUUUUGAGAAGGUUUUUGUAGAACGGGGGGAUUAAGGAUUUGUCGCGG